Molecule: messenger RNA, 1428 nt
Organism: Elaeis guineensis (African oil palm)
Lineage: Eukaryota; Viridiplantae; Streptophyta; Magnoliopsida; Arecales; Arecaceae
Product: pentatricopeptide repeat-containing protein At1g71490-like
Biological process (GO): RNA modification
Molecular function (GO): RNA binding; protein binding
Source: RefSeq, a predicted model, not a curated record
AUGAGGGAGUUGGAAUUAGGGAGGGAGAUACAUAGAAGCAUAGAUGGCAGCAGUUUGGAAUGGGAUUUGUAUGUUUGGAAUGCUUUGGUUGCGCUGUAUGUCAAGUGCGAUGCAUUAGAGGUUGCAAGGAAUAUGUUUGACGGAAUGGCUAAGAGGGAUGUUGUUACUUGGAACUCCAUGAUUUCAGGGUAUGCAUCAAAGGGAAUGUGGGAGGAGGCUUUUCAAUUACUGGAGCGGAUGCCCAAGACAUCAGAAGUGAACACUGCUUGCUCUAGACUCGGGGCUGUGAGGGUGGGGAAGGAGAUUCAUGGAUUGGCCAUUCGCUUCCAUUGUGAAAAGCUUGAGAAUGUCAAGAAUGCUUUGAUCGCAAUGUAUUCUAGAUGUAAGAACACAGGUGAUGCUUACAUUAUGUUCCGAACAAGUGCAAUUUGCAGUUUAGUUACUUGGAAUGCCAUGUUGGCAGGAUUUGUGCACAUUGACCAAGCUGAGCAAGCUUGUUUACUUUUUCGAGAAAUGAUUGGUUGUAGGAUAUGGCCAAACUAUGUUACGGUCACAACUGUCCUUUCUCCUUGUGCCCAUCUUGCAAACAUCUGGCAUGUGCGAGAACUCCACUGUUAUGUUACAAAACUGGGGUUUGAGGGCUACCAGUCGUUAUGGAACUCUCUAGUUGACAUGUACUCAAAGUCUGGAAGGAUGGCAGCAGCCCAAAGAGUAUUCGACUUUAUGAAAGGCCGUGAUAAAAUCUCCAACACUUCAUUGAUUGCAGGUUAUGGAUUGCAAGGAAAGGGAAUCACUGCUUUGAAGCUUUUCAAUAAGAUGAUUGACUGUGGAAUUGAACCAGACCACAUAACCAUGGUGGCCGUCCUCUCAGCUUGCAGCCACUCUGGCCUUGUAAUCCAAGGGCAAAUGAUCUUUAGCAGGAUGGUUGGCUUAUAUCGCAUUGCAGCACGAGUGGAGCAUUGCUCUUGCAUGGUUGAUCUCUAUGGACGGGCAGGCCUGCUAAGGAAGGCAGAAGAGAUAAUUGAUCAAAUGCCACUCCAGCCAAGUGCUGCCAUGCUGGCUACACUUGUUGAGGCAUGUCGGGUACAUGGGAACAUAGAGAUCAGAGAAAGGCAUGCAAAGAAGCUCUUAGAGAUGAAGUCUGAUAAUCCCAGCCACUAUGUUUUGAUUGCCAAUAUGCACGCAUCUGCCAGGUGUUUGCAAGAGCUAGCUAAGCUCAGGAUACUGAUGAGGGAUAUGGGCAUUCGGAAAGCUCCAAGUUGUUCAUGGCUGGAUCUGGGGAAUAACUUAUAUCCUUUCCAGGUAGAUAUUACAUCAAAACAGCAGGUAAAUCGUAUCAGUUUCUUGUUGUGGGGGUUGGCUGAUCAAAUAAGGGAUGCUGGAUACUUUGGUAAUGAGGAGAUAUGGUUUGCUGAAGCAAUUGGGUAA